Molecule: messenger RNA, 298 nt
Organism: Opisthorchis viverrini
Lineage: Eukaryota; Metazoa; Platyhelminthes; Trematoda; Opisthorchiida; Opisthorchiidae
Exons: 3
Source: RefSeq, a predicted model, not a curated record
AUGUUUACGUUUUUCCUACUAGCUUUAUUGACGGUAUCAUGCAGGGCAAAACUGUUUCAGAUGACCAGGUUUAAUUCCACAGUUGUAACAGUUACGCAAAGGAUGAGUGACGCAGAUAAAUACGACGAACAGCCCCUUUGUGCCCAACUCAUCACCAAGCACAUUGGAGUUUGGGCGAAGUCAGAAAAGCUCAGCAAGUGUGUUUUGCGCCAGGUACAGAAUGGGUACCCGAUUUUCCACGUUAAUCUGAAUGCGACAAGAAUUCCCGAAGGUUACCAGGAGAAAGCAAACCUUUUCU